AUGGACCGUGGAGGAAGACUAUCUGCUCUUAUAAUUGCCUCAUUCCUGUGUAUUGUAGUCAGUUCUGUCGCAUUGUCAUUUGAAAACUCCUGUAAUUGGUCUCUAAAAACUAACCCGAACUGCACAUUUACCGUGAGCGAAAACUGGGAUUUCCUUCAGUUCCGACGAUGGUUAGACGAGUUAAGGAAACCUAUCAAAAAUGUGUCUUUGGCUCUGAAGUGCAUUAAGAACGGAUCAGUAUUCAUACCAGAGUCGAUGGGUGCAAGAGGUCUUCAUUCCGUAAGCAUCAGAAAUUGUCGUAUAAAAGGAUACAUCUCUGAAUAUAACCAGGAACGGAAGUAUCCCGAUUCAUUGAGAGAGGUGUUUAUUGCAGACAGCAUCAUAGAAAUGGAUGCAACCGAGUGGCUGGAGAAAGUGGAAUUGCCGCCCAUGGAAUACACCACCUGCGGACAGAAAAAAAUUCAAAGUAAAAUAAAAAGAAACGUUUCGUUCAGAUUUUUCAACUAUCCCAAAAAUUUUACUGUAGAAAUGCUAUUGAAGUCACAUGGUUCCCACAAAGAUACGAUAGAGUCCUUAUCCUGGAAAUGUCAUUACAAUGAUCUUGAAUAUCUCGAAGUUUCAGGAUCUUCAUCAGUUACUUUCAUGAAAGACUUAACUAGAAAUGCCCAUUAUCCCAAACUCUCAACACUGAAUUUGCGAUCAAAUAAUUUUCACAAUAUACCUAAGGAAUUGCAAAAAUGGUACGAGCAUUUUCCAGCUUUGAAAUACCUCGACCUCUCCGACAACAAAAUAUCUACGUUUUUUUUCGACAUACCAACACCCUCACACUGGAAGAUGAGUCUCCACGUCAACCUUCAGAACAACAACAUCAAAGAAGAACCAAAAGACUUCAAGUGGUACCCAUAUCGCGCCAUGCCAAUAAUCGUUGAUCUGCAUGACAAUCCUAUUACUGAAAAUAAAACGAAUACAUUAUAA
Messenger RNA from Ostrea edulis (European flat oyster), 975 nucleotides. RefSeq lists its product as uncharacterized. Gene Ontology annotation, molecular function: protein binding. Bases 1 to 975 code for a protein of 324 amino acids. The record is from RefSeq and is a predicted model, not a curated record. NCBI's taxonomy places the organism in Eukaryota, Metazoa, Mollusca, Bivalvia, Ostreida, Ostreidae. The transcript has a single exon.